GACCCCCGCCCCGGCCCUCGCCUCCCCUCCCCCGCCUCGCCCCACCGGCUUCCCACCACGGCCUCUCUCGGCGAGGAAACUCUGGCCUCCGCUUCCUCCUCCUCCGACUCGGACACCGGCGGAGCCUCCCCGCCCCCGCGGAAGAAACCCCGAGCCUCGGCGGCGGAGGGAGCAGGAGAGCCCGGGGCUUCGGCCGGCAGAGCAGGCCUCUCCCCUCCGUCCUCGUCGUCCUCGUCCUCGUCGUCUUCCUCGUCCUCCUCCUCCUCCUCGGUGGUGGUAGUGGUGGGACUCCCCCCGGCUGCUGCCCCUGCCGCCGCCGUCCCCCACCGAAGUAGCGGCCACAGCCUGGUCAGCGGCAGCAUCAUGCAGGCCAACGGGGCAGGAGGAGGAGGAGGAGGCGGCGGUGGCGGCGGCGGCGGCGGCGGAGGGGGCGGCGGGGGCCAGGGACAGACCCAGGAACUCGCCUGCCUGUCGGCCCAGAACGGGGAGUCGUCCCCCUCGUCGUCGUCUUCCGCGGGGGACCUGGCCCACGCCAAUGGGCUCCUGCCUUCCGCCCCCUCCGCCGCCAGCAACAAUAGCAACAGCCUGAGUGUCAAUAACGGGGUUCCCGGCGGGGCGGCCGCCGCAGCCUCCGCCACCGUCGCCGCCGCCGCCGCCACCACGGCCGCCUCGUCUGCCUUGGCCACCCCGGACCUGGGCAGCAGCCUCAAGAAGAAGAAGCGGCUCUCGCAAUCAGAUGAGGAUGUCAUUAGGCUAAUAGGACAGCACUUGAAUGGCUUAGGGCUCAACCAGACUGUUGAUCUCCUCAUGCAAGAGUCAGGAUGUCGUUUAGAACAUCCUUCUGCUACCAAAUUCCGAAAUCAUGUCAUGGAAGGAGACUGGGAUAAGGCAGAAAAUGACCUGAAUGAACUAAAGCCUUUAGUGCAUUCUCCUCAUGCUAUUGUGGUAAGAGGCGCACUUGAAAUCUCUCAAACGUUGUUGGGAAUAAUUGUGAGGAUGAAGUUUCUGCUGCUGCAGCAGAAGUACCUGGAAUACCUGGAGGAUGGCAAGGUCCUGGAGGCACUUCAAGUUCUACGCUGUGAAUUGACGCCACUGAAAUACAAUACAGAGCGCAUUCAUGUUCUCAGUGGGUAUUUGAUGUGCAGCCAUGCAGAAGACCUGCGUGCAAAAGCAGAAUGGGAAGGCAAAGGGACGGCUUCCCGAUCCAAACUGUUGGACAAACUUCAGACCUAUUUACCACCAUCAGUGAUGCUUCCCCCACGGCGUUUACAGACUCUCCUGCGGCAGGCGGUGGAACUGCAGAGGGAUCGGUGCCUAUAUCACAAUACCAAACUUGACAACAAUCUAGAUUCUGUGUCUCUGCUUAUAGAUCAUGUUUGUAGUAGGAGGCAAUUCCCAUGUUAUACUCAGCAGAUACUUACGGAGCAUUGUAAUGAAGUAUGGUUCUGUAAAUUCUCUAAUGAUGGCACUAAACUAGCAACAGGCUCAAAAGACACAACUGUUAUCAUAUGGCAAGUUGAUCCGGAUACCCACCUGCUAAAAUUGCUUAAAACAUUAGAAGGACAUGCUUAUGGCGUUUCUUAUAUUGCGUGGAGUCCAGAUGACAACUAUCUUGUUGCUUGUGGCCCUGAUGACUGCUCUGAGCUUUGGCUUUGGAAUGUACAAACGGGAGAAUUAAGGACAAAAAUGAGCCAGUCUCAUGAGGACAGCUUAACAAGUGUAGCUUGGAACCCAGAUGGGAAACGUUUUGUGACUGGAGGCCAGCGAGGCCAGUUCUAUCAGUGUGAUUUAGAUGGUAAUCUCCUCGACUCCUGGGAAGGAGUGAGAGUGCAAUGCCUUUGGUGCUUGAGUGACGGGAAGACUGUUCUGGCAUCAGAUACGCACCAGCGAAUUCGAGGAUACAACUUUGAGGACCUUACAGAUAGGAACAUAGUACAAGAAGAUCAUCCUAUUAUGUCUUUCACUAUUUCAAAAAACGGCCGGUUAGCUUUGUUAAAUGUAGCAACUCAGGGAGUUCAUUUAUGGGAUUUGCAAGACAGAGUUUUAGUGAGAAAGUAUCAAGGUGUUACACAAGGGUUUUAUACAAUUCACUCAUGUUUUGGAGGCCAUAAUGAAGACUUCAUCGCCAGUGGCAGUGAAGAUCACAAGGUUUACAUCUGGCACAAACGUAGUGAACUGCCCAUUGCAGAGCUGACAGGACACACGCGUACAGUAAACUGUGUGAGCUGGAACCCACAGAUUCCAUCCAUGAUGGCCAGCGCCUCAGAUGACGGCACUGUUAGAAUAUGGGGACCAGCACCUUUUCUAGACCACCAGAAUAUUGAAGAGGAAUGCAGUAGCAUGGAUAGUUGAUGGCGAAUUUGGAGCAGACGACUUCUGUUUAACUUAAAAUUAGUCGUAUUUUAAUGGCUUGGGAUUUGGUGCAAACAGACAUGAUUGAUAGCUGGACAGACAUGCUCGUCAUGAAAAAAGAACCAUUUCUGAAGCCCGAUUGGGGCCAAACAUUUACACCUUGCUUCAUAGUAACCAGUUGAUGAAGCGCCUCAUUAGAACGUUGUUGGACACCAUGUUGAAUUAUCCCCCGUCGGUUGUGAAGAACUGUGCUACAUUCAGGCUUACCCAUUGAACUCAGUAUAUAUAUUUUUUUCCCUCCUGCCUUUUGUCUGGCAGGAUACCAUUCUUGUUGCUCUUCUGUGUAAUGAAGUUUAAAUGCUUGUUUGGAAAACUUUAUUUAACAGUUUAGAAGGCUUGAUAGGAAGAGUGCAUUAGUCUGAAGAGUAUACAUUGGAUAGGAAAGAAUUUCCUUUUGUUUCUCCAAAUCUUUCCGCCUUAUUUAGCUUGAGAUCUUUGCAGCUUGGUUCAUGGAUUCUAGCCUUGCCCGUUGCGCAGUAUAUACUGACCCAGAAGAUAACCAGUGAACUAUGUCAAAAGCACUCUCAAUAUCACAUUUGACAAAAAGUUUUGUACUUUUCACAUAGCUUGUUGCCCCAUAAAAAGGGUUAACGGCACAAUUUUUUAAAAAUAAAUUAAGAAGUAUUUAUAGGAUUAAAGUGACUUCAUUUGUAUACAUUUGGAAUCUAAACCAGCUUAAAAACAGUUUCCUCUGUGACUUAGAUACGCAGUGUGACUGAUACUUCAUGAGACACAUGAAACAGUGCUUGGAGGGAGGGACACUGCACAGGAAACUAAUACUUUGGCGGCUUCCCCCUUUUGCUUCAUUCUUGAAAGAACAUCAGUACACCAACUUCAAGAAAUUCAAGAUUUAAAAAGAAAAAUAUGCCAACAUGAGAGAUCAGUAGUGAGUUUAGGUUUUUAACAAAACUUACUCCAAGUUGUUCUCAGCUUGGAAGGUAAUUUUGGUGUGAUCUAGCAGGUAUAGAUGUAACCAGUUUGGCAGUUUAUAAUAUAACUGAAGUUAGAAUAUUUAGCAGGUUCCAAACAUACUUAAACUGAGAUUCAAACCUCAUACUCAUUUCUCUUAAUUUGCAAUAGGAAACAUAAAUGUAAAGAAUAUUCCUUUACAGUUUUUUGAUAUUGCCAUACAGAACCUCGUUCUAAACUGGUGCUGUGGAUACUCUCCCUCUGUCCUCCCUUUUUGGUAUAAGGAAAGGUUCCUUCAAGGAAAAACACUUUUAAUUUUCAAUAAUUUAACUUAAUGGGAGCCCACAGCCUGAUGUUUGCAUUGUAUUGAGACCCCAUUGCAGCUGAGUACCACCUCCUUUGUUUGCCUUGAAAUUCCGUCCCUUUUUCAGUAGAGGACGGGGCUGGGAGGUAGCAGCUGUUAUGUUGGCAGAAAGGGUUGGGGAUGCCCCAAAAUCAGAUUCUAAUGAAGAAAAAUUCCUGUACUAAAUUUCCUUUACACCUUGCCAAGUCUAUAGUAUGUCAUUACUGUGACUAGACUCCUUGGCGAUCCACACAGAAAUGAAAGGUUUGGAUGUCAGUAACUCUUUGCUUUGAAAGGGGAGGAAAUAGUAACAGAAAAAAAGGGGGUGAUCAGGGAAGGGGAGAAGAAGGAAAAACACAUUUGGCCUUAAAAUAGCAUGUAUUCUCCCAAAAACCCGUAGUAGGAGAAGAUUACAGAUCGAGAUUGGCAGAUUAUUUUACACUUGAUCUUAGCCAAAAGGCCGAGAAGCGAUGGCAGAUUAUUUUAUCAAAUUGGUGUAUAAUAUGGUUUCUUUAAGCUCCAUUUUGCAGACCAUCACUUAGAGAAUCAAGGAAUUCCUGUUUUGAUACUUCUAAGGUUUAAAGAAAAAAAAAAUGUUACCGUUUAUCUGGUACUUCAUUUUUCUUAAGUUACUUUUUACUUUAAGCUUGAAUAAAAAAAUCUUCAUUGGUAACCGUCUAUAAUUUAUAAUUAAGUGACAACUUCUCUUUACCUCAGUACUGCUAAACCAUAUUGAGGUGUGGUUCAUCCAUGCCUUGAAGCCGAUGAUAUAUCCCAGUCUCGACAGUACCAUCACUUAAAACAGAAGGUUGGCCUAGAAACUCCACCGCAGUUUACACCUGGUUUAUAGGGGGCCAUGGUACAGCUGUAACAUGUGUGUCCAUUGAGGGGCAAUUUGGCACUCAGAAUCUACCACUUCAACCCAGCCACCCUAGAGCUGAGUUCUCAGAGUGCUUCUUGAAGUGCAGUUGGAAGCACUUUUAAAAAGUGGAAUAAUGAGGUACAUUUUACAAAAACAUAGCUCCUGUGAAAACAGCAAUAACUAUGCAAAGGAUUCUAUAGCAGCUAGGCGAAUUUGUUUCCCAGAUUUGUCUUAACUGGCAACUUCCAACAUACACUGGUAUUUGGCUGUGCCAAUUUGCUGUACAUGUCUAUUUCAUACAUUUGCCAUGCAGUGACUGUGCUGGAAAGGGGAAAUGUGAGGAAACUAGGAUUUAUGAUUGAGAAUCUGAUGGCGGGGUAUUCUGAUGUCUGGUAGUGUUAUAGAUGAAUAGCUGAGGUCUGAGAAUACUGCGAGCAGCCACAAGAUACUAACAUGCAGAGAAUGAAAAGUACCAAUACUUUUUGCACAUAGAAUCAAAACAGUGGAGAAUUUGGGCUCCAAAAAUCAGGUUAGUAGGCUCAUUUUCCAUGUGCUUAAAAGUGUUUUUGUUAUGUACUAAAGGUUAAGGCAAGUAUGAAAUUAAAUGUCUUUUUCCUCCAA
Messenger RNA from Ochotona curzoniae (black-lipped pika), 5147 nucleotides. It is a transcript of the gene WDR26, whose product is annotated as WD repeat domain 26. The record is from RefSeq and is a predicted model, not a curated record. Gene Ontology annotation, biological process: proteasome-mediated ubiquitin-dependent protein catabolic process. Gene Ontology annotation, cellular component: GID complex. The transcript is spliced from 14 exons. NCBI's taxonomy places the organism in Eukaryota, Metazoa, Chordata, Mammalia, Lagomorpha, Ochotonidae. The coding region runs from base 364 to 2352 and encodes 662 amino acids. Gene Ontology annotation, molecular function: protein binding.